UUUCCGGCUGUGGCGAGGCCAGUCGCGGAUCUUUUCUUCGGGGGGGCAGCGGCCGUGACAAAGGGGCGAUGGAUAGCGAGUUCUCGGACGCGGAGGCGGGCCCGGGCGGGGAGGAGAACGCUCCCGUUUACUGCGUGUGCCGCAAACCUGACAUCAACUGCUUCAUGAUUGGGUGCGAUAACUGCAAUGAGUGGUUCCAUGGCGACUGCAUCAACAUCACCGAGAAGAUGGCCAAGGCAAUCCGGGAGUGGUACUGUCUGCAGUGCCGGGAGAAGGACCCCACCUUAGAAAUCCGUUACCGGCACAAAAAAUGGCGGGAGAAAGAGCGAGAGCACGAGAGCGUCAAGGCCCAGGAGCUGGCACUGGAGCAAGGACGGGCAGCCAAGAUCAAGCGAUCGGCACGCAUGUGCGGGGAGUGCGAGGCAUGCCGGCGCCCCGAGGACUGCGGGCAGUGUGAUUUUUGCCGUGACAUGAAGAAAUUCGGGGGUCCCAACAAGAUCCGCCAGAAGUGCCGCUUGCGGCAGUGCCAGCUGCGUGCCCGAGAGUCCUACAAAUACUUCCCCACUUCGGAGCUCUGCGCCGGUGCCUUCGACGAGCACGGCCUGCCGUGGCUCAGCGACCCCGAGGACGCCCCCUUCCUCGACCCCGUCCUGCGCAAACGCGCCGUCAAGGUCAAACACGUCAAGCGGCGGGAGAAGAAAUCGGACAAAAAGAAAGAGGAGCGGUACAAGCGGCACCGGCAGAAGCCGCGGCACCGGGAGCGCAGCCGGCACCCGGAGCGCCCCGACGCCCGCGAUCCCGCCGGAUUGGGCCAAUGCCUGGGCCCCGGCUGCACCCGCCCCGCCCGGCCCCCCUCCAAGUACUGCAGCGAGGCCUGCGGUGUCAAGCUGGCUGCCAAGUGA
Molecule: messenger RNA, 902 nt
Organism: Haliaeetus leucocephalus (bald eagle)
Lineage: Eukaryota; Metazoa; Chordata; Aves; Accipitriformes; Accipitridae
Gene: CXXC1
Product: CXXC finger protein 1
Exons: 9
Coding region: 69-902 (277 amino acids)
Biological process (GO): positive regulation of DNA-templated transcription
Cellular component (GO): Set1C/COMPASS complex
Molecular function (GO): zinc ion binding; DNA binding
Source: RefSeq, a predicted model, not a curated record